UUGCAUUUGCCGAGGAAAGCGAAUAUUUAAUUUAUCGGGCAUUUUUUUUCUCUCUUCUCCCCCAAUCUGCUUCACUCGCCAACCCAAACCUCGUUUCUUCGCCGGAACCCUAGGUCCACUCCGUCUGUUUGAAUUUUCCGUAGUAGAUGAACGUGCGAUUAGGGAAAAGCUGAGGUCUGACGGCCAGGUUUUUUUGUCACCGAAUGGAGGGAGAAAUAAACCCAUGGAGUAUGAUGACAAUGACUUUCAAAACCAGAAUCUCCAAUUAGCUGGUGAAGCAAACAACAAAUUCUCACCAGUUUUACAGCCUUAUCCGCUUCCAAAGUUUGAUUUUGACGAUACACUCAACACGCAUCUGAGGUUUGACAGUUUAGGUGAAAGUGAGGCUUUUCUUAGUGGUAUUGAGGGUAACGAAGAUAAUAACUGGAUUGAGGAUUUUUCUCGUGGAAGUAGUGGUAUAGUGUUUAGUUCGGUUGCAACGGAGUCCUGUGCCAUUUCGAGGCAUAAUAAUGUAUGGUCUGAGGCUACUUCGUCGGAAUCUGUUGAAAUGCUUUUGAAUUCAGUUGGACAGGACGAAGUUAUUGUAAGAGAAGAUACUACCAAGAAAUCUGACACUUCUGAUGAACUAGGUUGCACAAUGGAGGAACCAAUGGAGCCUGCUCAGACAUCCCUUGAAAAAACUCAUUCGAAAGAGGAAACCACGGACUUACAACUAAGCCCAUCUGUUGAUGAUAAUCCAGGAGAGUCCUCUUUGGUAAAGACAGAUGCUGAACAGGAACAGGUUCUGGUGAAAGAUGACUUACCAACCACUGCGGAAGAGGCAUCGCUUGAGGAAAAGAAUACUAUCUUGGCUUCAAAUACCGCGACAGUAGAGGCCGCAGAUACUGCUGAACUUGAUAAGAUAGGAACUGAGACAACUGAUAAUCUUCUUGACCAAGCGGAAGAAAAAGUCAAUGCAGAAUCAAGGAUGGAAGACGAUUGUAGCGAUGGAACUGUACAUACUGUGAUUACUUCUAGUGGUGAGUUGAAUAAUCAGAACACUUUGCUUCCAGUGACUUCGAAUGAUGAAAAUGUUAUCAGCAACCAGAUUGAAAGUAGUUAUAAUCGCAAUGAAGUAACUAUUGAUGCACGGUCGGUUUUGGUUGAGGCUCAUUCUGAUAGCCAUGCAGACUCAGCUUCCGAAGUUGAAAAUGUGGGAGCUGAAAAUGUUGACGAAACUUCAAAGCCUGAUUUGAAGGAGACAGAGCGAUCUGAUGUCACAGUACUAGAAAGAGGAGACCAAGCUCUCUCUACUCUUGAGGUAGGUGGAGGAGAUGUUUCAGGGACCCAAUGCGAAGAUCUCCUUGUCAGUCCUGUUCAUACUAGCGGAGCGGUUAAAGCAUCUCUGGAAGUUGCUGGGGAAUUGACAACUAUAUCAAACAGUUUUUCCAUUGAGAAGCCUGAGUCACUUAGUCAUCAACAUAUGGAAGUUAUCACAAGUAAACAUGAGUCUACAUUUCAGAUAGAGACUGAGACACAUACACAGAUAAAAGCAGUUGAAACUUCAGAAAGUGUUUAUAUUUCACCUACAGAAUCAGUGGUUGAAGCUACAGAAGGUGGUCUGUCUGUGAAGAGUGACAGUAAUGAAGGUAGCGCUCGCACUUCUAAUCUCGAGCAAAGCAUGGAACUGCUUGCCACUGCCAAUGAUAGAGAUCAAGAUGUCAAGAGCUCUCUAAUCCUAUCUGAAAGCGUUGUGUCCGACUCUGUUGGCUAUGUUUCAGGAGGGUCCGCUUCCAAACUGGCGGAGUCAGAAUCUCAAUUUGACACCAUUCCAACGGACAAGUCAGAGACUAUGGUUGACGGUUCUCUCGAUCCCAAAGAAUUACAACCUCUAUGUCAAGAUGGAGCGCCUACUGUUGGUCCCACUUCAUCAAUAGAGUUACAUAUGGUAAAUACAUCCUGUGAUGCAAGUGACCAUGGCAGAUUCUCUGAAACUGAGAAGGUUUCAUCGGGUGAACCUGAAAAUGGUCAAACCGUUCCACCUGUGGAUGCAAGUAGUUCAUGGAGUCAGAUGGACCAACAAGCUAGGAAGCAUGCUGAAGAUACUCAGCAAAGUACGCACUUUGUUGAAGACUUUCCUGGCUCUGAAGAGUCAAAAGAUGCUGUAAAUACUGAUGCUGCUGGACAAGUUUUGCAACAGCAGUCUGAGGAAACAAUUCUAGAAGAACAUCUAGUAACAGAAGUUGUAAAAGCUCCUGAGACUCAGUCAAUUCUGGACAAGGAUAAUAUAAAUGAAGUUCCGAGCACUAGCUCCUUGGCUAAUCUUGGGAGUGAUAACACUGUUGCAUCCGGUGGCCAGGAAGAGGAUAACACUGCUGCAUCCGGUGGGGUUAUGACAGCUGGGACUCCUGUUUCACACCCCAAAGGUGAUACAACCCUACUAGGAGAUGCGUCGACAUGUUCUGAGCCUUCCAUAAAAUCUCAUGUAACCGUAACAGAAGACGCUGCUACUGAUUUGAAGAAUCCUCUUAAUUCUUUCCCUGCUGUUAAGACUUCCGAACAUCAACUUAAUAAGAUAGAGACAAACAGUGUCAAAAAUCCAGAAGAUCAGAAUAUUUUGAGUUUUACGUCUGCUGGGUCUCCGGUCUUGAAUAAAAAUGAGACCUUCAGCAGUGAAAUGAACUUAACUCCCGAUCAGCUGAAAGCAGGGGAAGUUUCCAAAGCUGUUAAUUUUUCACAGGCUACCCUCGUCUCUCCGAUUGUGGUUGGAUCUCCUUCAACAUCUAGCUUAGAGAAAACAGCUGCAAAGUCUUCCAAAACAAAAUCUGAGCGGAAACCCAGGCGAACAUCCAAGUCUGCAGGAAAAGAGACUUCUCGGAAAGGAACUAGUGUGAAAGGGGCUACACCUUAUCAACAAUUUCAAAGUGGAGGCAAAACAAAUGCUGUUAAUCAAAAUUUGGCUUGUCCUAUUCAGAUAUCGCAAUCUACUGAGAAGCAGCAAAUUCUUCAGAGCCCUAAUCUAAAAUCUUUUGGAACCCUUUCAACCCCCACGGCAAGUGUACCGGAUUUGAACUCUUUUGCUCUCUCAAGUAUUCUGCGUCGACCGUUUACAGACUUGCAACAAGUGCAACUACGUGCACAGAUUUUUGUAUAUGGGGCUCUGAUCCAAGGAACAGCACCCGAUGAAGCUUAUAUGAUAUCUGCAUUUGGUGGUCCAGAUGGUGGGAAGGACAGCUGGGAGACAGCAUGGCGUACUUGUGCUGUAAGGGUUCAGAAAUCGCUGGUUGCUACUCCUGAAACGCCAUUGCAAUCUCGUGCAGGGAAGACAGAGACUCCAUCAGCAGGUCACACCAGUAGGAAAGAGAGUUCAACAAUAAACCCCAUGAUUCCACUCUCAUCACCUUUAUGGAGUUUAUCAACUUCCCAUGAUACUUUACAAUCAAGUAGCGCUCAGAGAGGUUCAGCUGCUACUCAGCAGCCAUUGCUUUCUUCAUCGCAUACUCACCAAACUCCACCAACUACAAAUAUCGUUGGACAUAAUACCCCUUGGACGUCACCUCUUGCUUACCGUAACCCUUGGCUUGCUUCUCAGCAAACUAGUGGAUUUGAUGUUGGUUCUCGUUUUCCCGUCUAUCCGACCACUGAACCUGUAAAAUUGACUCCCAUGAAAGAAUCACCCUUGAAUUACUCUGGCGCAAAGCAUGUUCAGAGUGGAACCCCUAGCAAUGUUUUCAAAGUGACACCUACACUUGAGCCAACGAGUACAGUUGUAGCACCUGCUCAACAUUCCACCGGGACAAAAUCAAGGAAGCGGAAGAAGAUGCCAGUCUCUAUGGAGUCUGGUCCAAGCAUUUUGAAUUCGCUAAAGCAGACAGAAUUAGCUGCCUCACCUAUUGUUUCUAUGUCGACAUCUGUGCCUGUUACACCUGCUCCGGCUAAUCUGGGUUUUAAUGCUGGCACACUGCCCAGCUGGAUUAAGAACGGCAUGGUACUCAGCCAAUGUAUUGAGCUUAGAGGAUGAUAAAGCUUACGUGUUGUUCAGUGACCUUUCUGUUGAACAAGGAACAGAUAAACUGAAGGAGUGGGUAGCCCUCAAGGGCGAAGGCGAUCAGGCGCCUAAAAUAAGAACUGCUCGUUCUGUUACUGCCAUGCCUUAUGAAGGAACCAGGAAGAGACGUAGAGCUGCUAUUGGGGAUCAUGUUUGGAAAAUUGGAGAUAGGGUAGACUCAUGGGUGCAUGACAGUUGGUUGGAGGGUGUUAUUACAGAGAAGAACAAGAAAGAUGAAAAUACAGUAACUGUGCAUUUUCCUGCGCAAGGAGACACUUUGACGAUCAAAGCUUGGAAUCUUCGGCCUUCUCUUGAGUGGAAAGAUGGAAAGUGGAUUGAAUGUUCUAGUUCAAGAGAAAACAUCAGCUCGUCGCAUGAGGGUGAUACCCCAAAGGAGAAGCGUCCUAGAUUAGGAACUCCUGCUCCUGUGGCUGAAGUAAAAGACAAGAGUAUAAAGAUUGUUGAUGAUCCAGACUUAGGGAAACCGCCUCAGAUUGGUGUUCUUUACCUCGGUGUUUCAGAGAAUACAUUUAACAUUGGAAGGAGUACCAGAGAGGAGAACAAACCAGAUCCACUCCGUAUGAAGAGAACUGGUUUACAAAAGCAAGGAUCAAAAGUGAUUUUUGGUGUCCCUAAACCUGGAAAGAAAAGGAAGUUUAUGGAUGUGAGCAAACACUACAUUUCAGAGGCGAGCACUAAAACACGGGAACGGAAGGAACCAGCUAAGCCUGUAAAAACAAUUGUGCCCCAAAAUUCUGGAAUAGGUAGCUGGAGAGUGCCACCGAAAACUAUAUCUAGAGAUAAACAGACAACAAUAUCGAAGCCCAAGACUUUUAAACCUGCGCCCAAACCCAAAGAGAAACUGGGUGCUGCUGCUAGGAUAAUUACCCGCAAGGAGUCGCGUAGUACAACAGCCUCAGAUAUGGAAUCUGAUGACGCUGCUGAUGAAAAUGCAGAAAACAAGGGUCCUGAAUCUGGUGUUCCAUUCAAGGGAAUAGUGGAAGAGCAAACCACAUCAUCCUCCCAUGGUACUGGUUCCAAGAAUAGUUCCUCCUCGAGCACUAAUAGAGGGAAAGUGGCUCCUACUGCAGGAAGGUUAGCCAAAAUCGAAGAGGAUAAAGCUUUGGCUGAGAAUUCUUCAAAAACAUCAGAGGGAAUGGAGCCACGUAGAUCUAUCCGCAGGAUCCAGCCAACUUCUAGACUACUUGAAGGUCUGCAAUCGUCGAUGAUGACAUCGAAAAUUCCUUCGGUAUCACACAGCAGAAGUCACCAAAGUCAAAGCAAAAAGUAGCAGUAGAGGCAAGUGAAGGAGCAUAAUCAAGUGCACAUAAAGUACCCAAGUGGAGGAAACAGAAGAGGCAGUGUGGGCUGCUAAUUAGGUUGUUUUUAAUUAUAGUUUUAUGCUCUAAAAAAAAAUCAAACUUCGUUGUUGGUUGGAAAAGGAGACGUAAAACGUAGGAGAAGAGAAGGAAAAAAAAAUGAUGAUGUUAUUUGUAGGUGUGAAUGAUUUGCUUUUGAUUAUUUUAGUCAGUCAGAUGUUCUCUCGCUAGCUCUAUUUCUCAUGACUCGGGUGUGUCUCAUCAGAGAGAGAGAGAGAGAUAAGAAGAAGUUGUACAUGUCGUUUGAUUAUUGUCCCAAGUAUCUCUCUAACUCCAUUUGCCUCUUUCAAUCAACCCUUUUGCUUUUGUUUUCUUGA
Molecule: messenger RNA, 5723 nt
Organism: Camelina sativa (false flax)
Lineage: Eukaryota; Viridiplantae; Streptophyta; Magnoliopsida; Brassicales; Brassicaceae
Source: RefSeq, a predicted model, not a curated record